Larimichthys crocea (large yellow croaker) is the source of this 2644-nucleotide messenger RNA. Its product is annotated as tubulin monoglycylase TTLL3. Gene Ontology annotation, biological process: cilium movement; cilium assembly; protein polyglycylation. The transcript is spliced from 15 exons. The record is from RefSeq and is a predicted model, not a curated record. The coding region runs from base 139 to 2571 and encodes 810 amino acids. Gene Ontology annotation, molecular function: protein-glycine ligase activity, initiating. Lineage: Eukaryota; Metazoa; Chordata; Actinopteri; Sciaenidae. Gene Ontology annotation, cellular component: microtubule cytoskeleton; axoneme.
ACUUUUAAAGCACUAUCCGGUUCGUGCUAGCACUGGUUGCCAUGGCAGCAGUAAACAGGUCGGGAGUCGGGAGCACCGUGUGUUCCUCCGGUGAAACUCAACCGGCACCGGAGCUCACACAGACAGCAGCUCAGAAGAAUGAGAGCUGAUGGUUGUGUGGAGGGGUCCAGACAGUCUGUCCCACUGGACCAGGACGGACACCAGGCUGGUGAUAAGUGCCCAGACAGUGGUGAGAGACAGAAAGCAACACAGGAUACAACGUGCCUGUCUGAACAUCCUGGGGACCAGACAAAUAAUACUAAAUUAGCAGAAACAGAAAGCCUCUGUAAAGAUCAGAAGGUCUCCCCUGUGGUCCAGGAAUACAAUCAAGAUGAAGGCAAAAGCCCACAAGCAUCUACACCUCCUGAGGGCAAAGUUCGUCGCAGUUUUGUCAACCUACCUGUUAUUAACCCAGAGAGACUGAAGACAGCAAAAGCAAUUGUGGCCAAAGCUGUCAAGAUGCAUAGGGUAUUCUCUGUCCAGGGACCUUACCCUGUCAUCAGAUCAGCAUUGAAGGCCAGGGGCUGGGUUGAGCAGCGUAUACACCGCCCAAAGCACCAUCGCCGGCGUCACAGCGAUGAGGGCAGAGCCAGCUCUAAUGAUGCUGGUGACAGCGAUGAUGAUGACAACGAUGAUGAUGAUGAAACCUCAGACAAUGCUGAAAAAGAAGAGGAACCAGAUGGACUAUACGAUCUCAUGUCUCGCCUUGUACGGAAUGAAAUGGUUUAUUUCUAUUGGACAAACCGCAGAGACACCAUCAACACCAACAGCUUGCAAAAAGAACAGAUUAUUAAUCAUUUCGCGAAAGCAGGCAGCUUCACCACCAAGGUGGGGUUGUGUGUGAACCUGAGGAACCUGCACUGGUUUGAUUCAGCUGACCCAGACACCUUCUUCCCCCGCUGUUACAGACUAGCAGCACGGGAUGAGAAGCAUGCUUUCAUAGAGGACUACAGGAGGACAGCCUGCAUCAGUCUUUUGAAGUACAUUGUGGAGAGGGAGCAGGGUGUUCAGAGAGAGGGAACAAGCCGCAACAUUCAGGGUCAGAGGAAAAAACAAAGCAAACGGCGAUCUAGACCAGUGGUCCUUUCCCAAAUGAUUGACAGCGCACUCAAAGUAUGCCAGGACUACCUCGAAAGUCUACAGCAUAGUGACAUAGACAUAAGCCCAGAGACACCGCAAAUAGUUACAGAGAAGGAGUGGACAGAGUUCAUUGACAGUUACUACCUUGUUGUUCAUGGCGAAGUAGAGAUCAAGAUCAGUGAUCAGAUGGUGACCUGCUGUGAAGCUAUGCUGCAGAGGCUGAGGGAGGUCAGUCCACAACUGGACAUAGACGGCAUACAUAACAUCUGGAUCAUCAAACCUGGAGCUAAGUCUAGGGGCAGAGGUAUCAAGUGUGCCAAGCGUCUGGAUCAGAUCCUCAAGCUAGUGAAUGGUGAACCAAACCUAAUCAGGGAAAGCAAGUGGGUGGUGCAAAAGUACCUGGAGCGCCCUUUGCUCAUCCACGGCACCAAAUUUGACGUGCGGCAGUGGUUCCUGGUGACUGACUGGAACCCUCUGACUGUGUGGUUCUAUAAAAAGUGCUACUUGCGCUUUUCUACACAGCCUUACUCCCUACACACACUGGACAGCUCUGUCCACCUGUGCAAUAACUCUAUCCAGAAGCACCUGACACCCUCCCAACAACGCCACCAAGGUAUCCCAGCAGACAACAUGUGGUCGGAUGACCAGUUCAAGACCUUUCUGUCCAGCCAGGGCCGGGAAGCUCAGUGGCAGACUGUGGUAGCCCCGGGGAUGAAGAAGGCUGUAAUCCACGCAUUACAGACAACACAGGAUCUGAUGGACUCACGCAAAAACACAUUUGAGCUCUACGGUGCUGACUUCAUGUUAGGUCGUGACCUGCGUCCAUGGCUGAUUGAAAUCAAUGCUAGUCCAACUAUGGCACCCUCCACCACUGUGACAGCCCGCCUCUGUACUGCUGUGCAGGAAGACACAUUACGAGUUGUCCUGGACCGGAGAGUAGACCGCACUGCAAACAUUGGAGACUUUCAGCUCAUAUAUAGGCAGGCAGCAGUAGAAGUGCCACAGUAUUUAGGAGUCCACCUACUUGUUGAGGGCUUCAAGAUCAAAUGUCCAAACUCACUUCCUCCACUGAGGUCCGCCAACCAUUCAGCACUCAAACACCGGGGUGCCCUCAAGGAGAAGGAACUUCAGCCUAAGAUGUUGAAGAAUGCAGAGUCCGAUCACAAAAACGUCAGCAGUGGGAUUCUGCCAUCUCUUCUCGUUCCUCCUGACCCACCUGUGCCCAUCCCUGUUGAAACCUUCACACCUCACCUGCCAAUGAAUGUGAGGUCCAUCCACUUGCCCUUUAGUACCCAGUCUAACUCCGCAUUUUUGUGUAGGAGGAGACCAGAUGCAUCAAAAGUCUACACAGAGAAGGUCCAAACUCGUAUGAUAGAGAAUCACCAAAAUCCUCUGGAGAUUACAUCUAUAAAACAAUCCAGACCAGCAGCUACCAGCACCAUGAGUGCCUAGAAAACUAUCACACUAGUGUUUGUUGACCAAAUCUUUUUUUGUCCCAUUCAUAAUAAAGUCAGACUUGAAUAGA